Molecule: messenger RNA, 1421 nt
Organism: Lecanosticta acicola
Lineage: Eukaryota; Fungi; Ascomycota; Dothideomycetes; Mycosphaerellales; Mycosphaerellaceae
Source: the annotation of a GenBank genome assembly
AUGUCCUCCGACACCAAGUCUUCGCCGACGCUGGAUCGUUUACAAGACCCGGAACAUCACGCAUUUCAAAUACCGUCGAAGAAGAUCAACGCCGGCGACGACCUCACCUUUUUCUUUGCUUCCACAGCAUACCGUGAUCUCACGAAAUGGCUGCUUCAACUCAAUCGAUCCAUGUUUCCGGGGAAACGCCAGGAUGGAAAGUCGGAGUCAUACACGCUUGAUUGUCAAGCUUCUCUUCCGCCGCACGUGGUGAAGAUGAGAAAACUCAUUGAAAGCCUAUCAGACUUCAUCGAUCAGGCGCCCCCAGACACAGGACCGAGGAGAUUUGGCAAUGUCGCGUUUCGCUCGUGGUACCGUCUAGCAGAGAACAAUGCUGGGGAGCUGUUGAGGGAGCACCUGGAGGGCGUUUUACCAGCCGACAUCAACAACGAGUCCAUAUAUGAUGAACUUAAGGCGUAUCUACUAGGCAGCUUUGGCAGCGCUCAACGCCUGGACUAUGGUACAGGGCAUGAGCUCAGCUUUUUAGCCUUCCUCGCAUGCCUUUGGAAACUGGGUGCAUUCAGAACAGGCGAAGAAAGGCUGAUAGUACUUGAUGUUGUUCAAUUGUACGUGUACUAAAGGCAUGCGGUCUUGAUUCAGCGGCUGACCGGACUCGCAGAUAUCUUGAACUGGUGCGAAAGCUGAUAUUGACAUACACACUGGAGCCUGCGGGAUCACACGGCGUUUGGGGCCUGGACGAUCACAGCUUCAUGCCAUACAUCUUUGGGUCAGCACAACUAGGACCGGCCAUUGAUCACGAUGACUUUUCAAAACCUGUCCCAACUGAAGGCUCUCUCCCUUCUGCGCCUUCACCGUCGUCUGUCACGAAUCAAGCGAUGGUCAAAGACUUCAAAGACACCAACAUGUAUUUCUCAGCAAUCCAGUUCAUCUAUGAUGUGAAGAGGGGUCCGUUUUGGGAACACUCGCCCGUGCUCUACGACAUCAGUGGGAUCAAAGACGGAUGGGGAAAGAUUAAUAAGGGCAUGCUGAAGAUGUACGCCGCAGAGGUGUUGGGGAAAUUUCCAGUGGUACAGCACUUCCCUUUCGGAAGCAUCUUUCGGUGGGAGAGAGACCCAGAGGCUGUUCAGACCGUCCCGACUACCCACGCGCAGCAUCAACCUGCCGCUAUGCAGAGCAAAGACGUGCCACCGGCGAUUGGUGGUACAUCUGCACCGUGGGCCCGCAGCGGCGGUGUAUCAAUUCCACAAAUGCAGUCGAGCACGGGAAUGCCGUCACUACGAGCGCCGUGGGCGUCAAGUAAUACACCGGGUCGACCAGUACCAGGACCACUAGCAGGGUCGUCGGCGGCUUCUCGGGAAAGAAGUCAAGAGCAGAAUCCGUCGACAGCUGCCCCGUCGGCCAGAAGAGACAGAGCGAGAUAG